Diuraphis noxia (Russian wheat aphid) is the source of this 1307-nucleotide messenger RNA. RefSeq lists its product as uncharacterized. The record is from RefSeq and is a predicted model, not a curated record. NCBI's taxonomy places the organism in Eukaryota, Metazoa, Arthropoda, Insecta, Hemiptera, Aphididae.
GUUAUCAGUACUUUUGAUUUUUCAACGAGUGAAGACUAAUAGAUAAUUUGACAUGUCAAAAUAGUCAAAUAUUAUGGACCAAAGACUUAUUAGUUUUUAGUUUUUUACUGCUGUAACUUGUAACGAUUWACUAAUGUACCUAGUUAUAAUUUUUCCAUUUGCUGAAGUUGAAUAAAAAAGUAACAUUUGUUUUGGAUUCUGCAGCUCAUCUGUGAUUAAUAUUCAAUAUCCAAUAAUUUAGUAUAAUUACUACCUCAUUCAAAUACAAAUUUAUAGAAAACAUUAGAAUUUAAUAGAAUUUAAAUUUACACUUAAAAGUAUACUAAUUUUUUAAAUUGUUUUCUUCUUUAUAAGAAUGUUGUGUUGACGACAGUUUUUAUCUUUGCAUAUUACAAGAUGUCUUUAAAAAGUGUUUUAAAAAAGAAGUUUAAGAUAAAAAAUCCAAUUGUUACGAUUAAGAAAAAAAAAAAUAAAUCCAAGCAUGUUCUUUAUACGCCGUCCACAGAUACUUACAUUAAAACUGAUGCAGAUGAUAUUAACAGAGAAUAUUCCGUAACAGACAAAGAACAAAACCAAGACUUACCUACUAAAAAUCUAUUUAAUGGCAAAAACGGUGAUGAAAAAAAUAUGAAUAAUGAUGGAUCGAUAGAAUCAACAACUGAGACAAAACGUAAUAAGAAAAAACGCAAAUCUACAGAUACUGAUAAAAGUCUUGAACAUGAGGUACCUAUAAAAAAGAAAGUAACAUUUGCAGCUGAUGUAAAAAGCGAAAAAGAAGAUCAGAAAAGUAGUGCAGGCAAUUUAAAACUAAUUAGCUUAAAUAAACGGAAAAAAUUAAAUUAUUUAAAGAAGUUGAAGGCGAAAAAAAAUAAACAAAAAAAUGCAAAAAAAUGUGAAGAAAAUGCAACUGCCAUUAGUACACCCAGACAAGAACGAGCUGUAGAGUAUUUGAUGCAAUGGAAAAACGACCGCRCAAAUUGGAAGUUCAAAAAAAUUUAUCAACUUUGGUUGAUUAAAAACACUUAUGACACUCUGAAGAUAUCUAAAGAAAAUUUUGACACUUUGGUAGAAUACCUUCAAACUAUUGAAGGUAAAAGUCGCAGUAUAAUUCUUCAAAGCGCUAAUUCAGUUGUCUCAGAAUUUUCAUMUUCUAACGAAAGACAACUAGAAUUAAAUUCAUCGCAAGAAGUUAAAUAUCAACGAGCAAGGACUAUUAUACAAAUGUUUGACUAAUACAUUUAAUUAAAUAUAUUUUUGUAUAAAUUACAUUAAAACCAUAAAUAUAACUGAUUCCGAUUAUCUACAUA